UGCUGCUGCCGCUUCUGCUUCUGCUGCUCUUUUAGCUCGUCCAUACGAACGUCUGUCCGGCCCGGUCCGGUCCGCGCAGUCCCGGAGUGGCCCUCCUUCCCCGCCAUCGCGUGUCCGCCCAGCCCGGCCCGGCCACAGCAUGAGCGGCCUCCGGGUUUACAGCACCUCGGUCACCGGUUCCCGGGAGAUCAAGUCCCAGCAGAGUGAGGUGACCCGCAUCCUGGAUGGGAAGCGGAUCCAGUACGAACUGGUGGAUAUCUCCCAGGACAACGCCCUUCGGGAGGAGAUGAGGACUCUGGCUGGGGACCCCAAGGCUAUCCCUCCCCAAAUAUGCAACGGGAACAAAUACUGUGGGGACUAUGAGCUCUUUGUGGAGGCUGUGGAACAGGACACCCUGCAGGAGUUCCUGAAGCUGGACUGACCACCCCCCCUUCGCCCCCCAGCCCCAUAGACUCUGAACAACAUUCCCUCUCCCAGCCACGAAGGAUCCUGGGACCAACUUCUCGACCUGUACUGUAUAUCCGGGUUCCACUUCCAGACCCCCCCUCUCCCCCUCCUUGCCCGUACCCACAUGUGCUUGUAGUCCUGCCCCGACCUCCAGGGAUCCUCUGCCUCUUUUCCCUUUCUGACUCCUGGACCCCCAGCAUUCCAUUCCCUUGCCUUACAUUCCCUGCCCAUCGGCCCUAGAAACUGACCCAAGUAUCUGUGUCCCCCCUCCCCCAUUCCUCAGUCUGCGCGGGGUCUCCAGGGAGGGAUCCUCCCUCCUGCUGCUAUCCCUCCCAGCGGCGGCCACCUGGUGACCAGCGGCGGUGGGGCCUAAUGCCCACCUGGGGCCUGUUGGUGACCGGCCAGGGCUCUUGUUCUUCGGUGGCCUCUAUUACUGAGGGGCGAUUAAAUGUUACGUUCCAUUUGGCUUGGA
Molecule: messenger RNA, 919 nt
Organism: Antechinus flavipes (yellow-footed antechinus)
Lineage: Eukaryota; Metazoa; Chordata; Mammalia; Dasyuromorphia; Dasyuridae
Gene: SH3BGRL3
Product: SH3 domain binding glutamate rich protein like 3
Exons: 3
Coding region: 140-421 (93 amino acids)
Cellular component (GO): cytoplasm
Source: RefSeq, a predicted model, not a curated record